UCCCUUACAUUCCGCAGAGGAUGUAAAUUUGACAGAUGAUCUGAAUGUCGCUUUUCAAAGUUCAUCAAUGACCUCACUGGAUUAUUUUGAUUCAAGCGAUGUAGUGACAGUUUUCACUGGAGAAGUCACUGAAAUAAAUGAACAAUCCUUAGAUGACACUUUGCCUCUGAGCCCGGAACCCAUAGUUCCUGACAAAAAAAUUCUUGUUGUUCAUCGUGGACAGAUAUUUUCAGAACUUAUUGCACAUUUCUGUGAUGAAACCCUUGCACACACACAGAGUGCUGUAGAAGUGAAGUUGCUCCUCCCAAAUGGACAGUUUGAGAUGGGCCAUGACUUCGGUGGAGUGUUCAGAGAUUGCCUAUCAGAAUUUUGGCAGGAAUUUUAUGAUCAAUGCACACUGGGAAACAAUUUUAAAGUUCCCUUUCUUCGGCAUGAUUUUGGGAAAGAAAAGUGGGAAAGUGUUGCCCGAAUAAUUCUGUUUGGCUGGAAGAAAGAGAAGUAUCUUCCAAUAAAACUGGCACCUGUCAUCUUGGAGCAAGCAAUACAAGGAUCUGUCAAAAGUGAUCUGAUUGACAACUUUUUAAAGUAUGUCUCAGAAAAUGAGUGUGCUGUCUUAGAAAGUUGCAGAACAGACUUCUGUAGUGCAGACCAGGAGGAAUUGAUCGAGAUCUUGGACAACUACAGUUGUCGUAGAAUUCCAACAGAAGAAAACUUUGUGCAAGUUUUGCAAGAACUGGCUCACAAGACUCUCAUUCAAGAGCCUGCUUAUGUUCUUGAACAGUGGAUGAGCAUACUUGGACCUCUGAGGAAGGACCUUCAGGAAAUUGAAAAUGUGUAUUGUGCACUACAACCAACAGUGAGGAAAAUUGUGCGAUCUCUCAAAUUCCCUGAAGCAAUGAAUGCACACCAAAAGGACAUUUCAAAGCAUUUGACAGCUUACUUGCGGGAGUGUGAUGCCAAACGACUGUCUCUGUUUCUGAGAUUUUGUACAGGAUCAGAUUUGUUUAUAGAUAAAACUAUAACAGUUGAUUUCACAGACCUUAAAGGGUUUUAGA
Messenger RNA from Pimephales promelas (fathead minnow), 1055 nucleotides. Lineage: Eukaryota; Metazoa; Chordata; Actinopteri; Cypriniformes; Leuciscidae. The record is from RefSeq and is a predicted model, not a curated record.